GGCGAAACCGCCCCCCUUUCACUCCCCCUCCUCCUCCAGAUCCAUCCGCCUCUCCUCGAAACCGUCUCUCUGUGCGUCCGGAGUCCGGGGAGAGGGUGGCGGCGGUGGAGAUGGAGAGCCUGGCGCAGCGCGCGGCGCUGCUGCGGGAGUCGCUGCAGAAGAGCCAGCAGGUCACCGACGCCGUCGUCUCCAUACUCGGCUCCUUCGACAGCCGCCUCACCGCGCUCGACUCCGCCAUGCGCCCCAUCCAGGUGAGGACGCACGCCGUUCGGACCGCGCACGAGAACAUCGACCGCACGCUGCGCUCCGCGGAUGUGAUCCUCACCCAGUUCGACAGGACCCGAGAGGCAGAGCGUGAAAUACAGAAGGGGCCGCAUGAGAACCUUCAAGGUUUCCUAGAUGCAGUUGAUCGCUUGAGAAGUAUUGAGCGUUUCUUUAGUUCAAAUCGGAGUUACCGUAGUAGCGAUGGGGUGCUCAACCACGUAAACGCGCUCCUUUCUAAGGCCCUUGUCAGGAUGGAGGGUGAAUUCCAGAAUCAAUUAUCCCAGCGCAGCAAACCGAUGGAGCCUGAUCGUCUUUUUGAUUGUCUUCCAAGUACACUUCGACCAUCGUCUGAAUCUCAGCCCGAAGGUGGGAAAAACCCAUCCGAGAAUCAGCAAAACCCAGAGGCUGUUGUAUAUAGUCCUCCUGCUCUUAUUGAGCCAAAGUUUGUUCCACUACUCUCUAAAUUAGCACAACAGUUGGUUCAAGCUGGAUGCCAACAGCAAUGCUCAGAAAUAUAUAGUGAAGCUCGUUCUUCAGCUUUAGAAUCAAGUCUGAAGAACUUGGGCGUUGAAAAACUUAGCAAAGAUGAAGUGCAGAAAAUGCCGUGGGAAAUUUUGGAGUCUAAAAUAGGGAAUUGGAUUCAUUUCAUGCGAAUUGCUGUUAAACUUCUUUUUGCUGGGGAGCGCCAACUUUGCGACCAAGUUUUUGAGUGCAGUCAAUCGUUGAGGGAUAAGUGCUUUGCUGCAAUAACAAAGAACAGUUUGGCUACACUACUCAGUUUUGGAGAGGCUAUUGCUAUGAGUAAACGAUCACCAGAGAAACUCUUUGUUCUGUUAGACAUGUACGAGAUAAUGUGCGAGCUUCAAACAGAGAUUGAUACCAUUUUCGUUGGAGAAUCAGGUUCGCAAAUGCGCGACUCUGCACUGAGUUUAACAAAAUGCUUAGCACAAACAGCACAAAAGACUUUCAGUGAUUUUGAAGAAGCUGUUGAAAAGGAUGCAACAAAGAAUAUUCAUACUGAUGGAACAGUUCAUCCUUUAACAAGCUAUGUGAUCAACUAUGUUAAGUUUUUGUUUGACUACCAGUCAACUCUAAAGCAGCUUUUCCAGGAGUUCAAGGAAGAUGGGACAGGUUCUGAGCUGGCAGCUGUAACAAUGAAAAUCAUGCAAGCCUUACAAAAUAAUUUAGAAGCAAAAGCAAAACAAUACAAGGAUCCUGCAUUGAUGCACAUAUUUUUGAUGAAUAACAUUCACUAUAUUGUCAAAUCUGUCCGCAGAUCAGAAGCCAAAGAUUUGUUGGGUGAUGACUGGAUUCAAAGGCACCGAAGGAUUGUACAACAAAAUGCCAAUCAGUAUAGAAGGAUUGCUUGGGCGAAGGUGUUGCAAUGCCUCUCUGGUCAAGGUUUGACUUCAUCAGGUGGUAGUGGUCAUGUAGGAAGUGAUGGUGGCAAUAGCAGUGGAGCUUCAAGAACAGCUGUGAAGGAGAGAUUCAGGUCUUUCAAUGUGUUGUUCGAAGAGAUCUACCACAAGCAAUGUGGCUGGUCCGUUCCAGACACUGAGCUGCGCGAGUCACUAAGACUCGCGGUCGCUGAAAUCCUGUUGCCUGCCUACCGAUCAUUCAUAAAACGUUUUGGGCCUCUCAUUGAGAAUAGCAAAGCACCUGGGAAAUACGUGAAGCACACUCCCGAGCAACUCGAGCUGCUGCUAGGCAAUUUAUUCGAGGGGAAACAAGAACGUGCUUGAUAGUUUGGUACCGCCCGCAGCAAGGAUGUGCUGCUCUUCUAUGUAAAAUACAAAAUAAUAAAAAUAAAAAAGAUCUGGAGGCCCUGUUAGCGUUAGCAUUGCUUGUGUUCUCCCCAAUCCUUGUUUAGCCGCAUUAUUAUUUGUACAGAAGAAUAUAUGUGUCAGCUGUGCCUUGUGUUGAUCUGAUAGCAGGCGUGUUCCUGGUUUCUUU
Zea mays is the source of this 2217-nucleotide messenger RNA. RefSeq lists its product as uncharacterized. Gene Ontology annotation, biological process: exocytosis. Gene Ontology annotation, molecular function: phosphatidylinositol-4,5-bisphosphate binding. Gene Ontology annotation, cellular component: exocyst. NCBI's taxonomy places the organism in Eukaryota, Viridiplantae, Streptophyta, Magnoliopsida, Poales, Poaceae. The record is from RefSeq and is marked provisional.